Histoplasma mississippiense is the source of this 720-nucleotide messenger RNA. RefSeq lists its product as hypothetical. The transcript is spliced from 3 exons. Lineage: Eukaryota; Fungi; Ascomycota; Eurotiomycetes; Onygenales; Ajellomycetaceae. The record is from RefSeq and is a predicted model, not a curated record. Bases 1 to 720 code for a protein of 239 amino acids.
AUGUCAUACGAAGUCGAACAUUCUACUACCCCCGCCAACAACAACAACACCAAUGAUUCAUCCAACCCCCACCCCCAGCCCCGCCGCCCUGACCUCUCCUCGUUCUUCGCAACCCUACAAGAAAUCACCCCGAACCCCAGCGAGAUCCGCACGCGACCAUAUGCCGUGCCCGUGCCAGGCGACAUCAGCGCCGCGUACAGAUCGCUCGCGGAGGCCUUAAAUGUCAUGCGCCAUCAAACGGGCGACAACGGGUUCCCGGUGCAUGAUGGUCGCGACGAGGGUUUGGGAGACGUCGCGGAAAAUGAAGAUGCAACAGGCGGGGUGGGACUGCUGUCGAGUAUGAUUGGGCUUUUGUUACGGGAGGCCGAGAUGCCGCCAAGGGAGGUGGAGGGGGUUGGAGAGUCGUUUUGUGACGCCCUGGAGCGAGUCCCAACAUCCAGCUUGAAACCCUCACAGGCCUGCCCCAUUUGCAGCAACCUAUUCCUCGACGAUCCCUAUCCGCUCGUCGUCCGUCUCCCUUGCCACACCUCGCACCUCUUCGAUCUCGAAUGCGUACGCCCCUGGCUCCGAUUACGCGGGACAUGUCCUCUUGACCGGACCGAUUUUGGCAAGAAGGAGCGUGAGCGCGAGCGCGAGAGAAUCGAACGGUUGAAGAAAAAAAGGAGUGGGAAUGGAGAUGGUGAAGAUGAAGACGAGGAAUGGGAUGGUAUGUAUGGAUGA